Molecule: messenger RNA, 822 nt
Organism: Colletotrichum truncatum
Lineage: Eukaryota; Fungi; Ascomycota; Sordariomycetes; Glomerellales; Glomerellaceae
Source: RefSeq, a predicted model, not a curated record
AUGGACCCUUCGAUGACGGGUGAGCAGAUUCAAACAUGGGCUUACCAGGUUGAACCGCUCACCCCUAAGGGAUUGGGACUCGCUGUUGAAUAUGUCGCCAUCGUCUUUGGAAUCAUCAGCAUCAUCGUCGUGGGACUAAGGAUAUAUGUACGCGCUGGCUUGUCAGGGGCAUCAACCAGGCUUUGGGGUAUUGAGGACUGGCUAGUGGUGAUAGGAACUGUCCCUUUCAUACCAGCUGUUGUCUUCGCAGUUUAUGCUUCUCGCUAUGGAGUUGGAUCUCACGAUAUCGACAUACCCAGUCCACUUUACUUGAUACGCGCCGUCGAAUACCAAACAUACUGGGAGGUCCUCUACUUUAUUUCCUCUACCAUCAUUAAGUGCGCGAUUGGUUUCACAUGUGUGCGACUGGAUAAGCGGAAGCGAGUUACCAUUCUUAUGGGGGUCAACAUGUCCAUUAUGGUGGUUAUUGCUAUUCUCGCCCUAAUAUUCGUCUUCCACAACUGUACCCCCCUCGCGGCAACAUGGAAUCCGGCAUUAGGAACAUGCCAGAAAGUCAUUAGCUUGCAGACCGUCAGCUACAUCGUCUCUGCUAUCCAAAUGGCCACAGAUUGGAUAUGCGCCACUAUCCCUUUCUUCAUUGUAGCCGGACUGCAUAUGCCUCGGCGUCAGAAAGUAUCUGUCAUUUGCAUUCUUGGCCUCGGUGUUUUCGCGAGUAUUGCCACCUGCAUUCGAAUGCCUUACUUAAAAUACUACGACACCGCAAAGUAUCCGACGGAGAUAGCCUGUGUGUUUUCCCUAACAAAAGCUCCUCCUCAGUGGUAA